AUGUUGCAUAGCUUUCAGAGAACUAGGAAAGUAAUGGUGGACUCUCAUGAAGCACAGAGACAGAUAAUGUUUGAGGCAAAUUCCUUCACCGGCCCUGCGUAUGAGAAAUUCUGCAAUGAUGCCCAGCGGCAUGCUACUCUCAAGCUGGAGGUCGAGCUUAGGAACUGGAGGUCCUGCUUCGUGAGCUACGUCAGUGCUCAGAAGGCGUACAUCGAAGCCCUUGAUGGUUGGUUGUCCAAGUUCAUGCUCACGGACACCAUCCGUUAA
Molecule: messenger RNA, 267 nt
Organism: Triticum turgidum subsp. durum (durum wheat)
Lineage: Eukaryota; Viridiplantae; Streptophyta; Magnoliopsida; Poales; Poaceae
Source: the annotation of a GenBank genome assembly